Molecule: messenger RNA, 780 nt
Organism: Fusarium pseudograminearum CS3096
Lineage: Eukaryota; Fungi; Ascomycota; Sordariomycetes; Hypocreales; Nectriaceae
Exons: 2
Coding region: 1-780 (259 amino acids)
Source: RefSeq, a predicted model, not a curated record
AUGGUACGAACCAGCGAUCAUAUUCACUUCCCUCGCCAUGUUGAGCGCAUCCGUCGACCAAACGGCCCCAGCGGAUACAACGACUCAUUGGGAAGGGCUGUCUUGAUAGACAUCGUCAACUAUUUCGCAGAUGUCGUUGACAUUAUCGAUGAUAUCAAACUGCCCAAGCAACACAAGGACCGAACAAGACUCAAGAACGACAAAAAGAAGCUGUCCGAGACAAUCGUGAGGGGUGCAAAUACCUUUUCGGCUCUCUUCAACUCGGCCAAAGGCCAAGCCAAGUACACAGAUAUCGCUCCCAAAAACUUACCAGUAUACCGGGACGAGAUCAACAGCCAACUACUAUACCCACUGUCGAAAGCCAAGUCAAGCCUCGGUCGAUCGUUCUCAUUCGUCCCAUAUCAACAAAGACUCAUGGUCAUCCUACAACAUAUUGAGGCCGAGAUAUGCUGGUGGCUCAAGAUUCCUCGCCCUGGUAUAGCCUACGACAAAGGGUUGGUUAAUACCACCAAGGUCUCUGGCAAAGCCUCGACAGUACAUAGCCACGGCAAAAGCCCAAAGCAAACAUAUGAAAAGGCUUCAACAACACACACCAAUGCCACCAGCAAGUCCCACGGCCAGCGUCCAGCACAAAGCGGCAAGGCUCAUGACCAGCGAUCACAAAGCGGCAAGACUCAUGAUCAACGACCAUCAAGACCUACUCAAUCUAAGGUAGGGCAACAAAAACAGAGGAGAAGCUCUUCCCCGGCGGAAAAGUCAGGUGGUUGCGCGGUCAUGUAG